This is a messenger RNA of Auxenochlorella protothecoides, 1506 nucleotides long. RefSeq names its product Aspartokinase 1, chloroplastic. Lineage: Eukaryota; Viridiplantae; Chlorophyta; Trebouxiophyceae; Chlorellales; Chlorellaceae. Bases 1 to 1506 code for a protein of 501 amino acids. The transcript has 3 exons. Gene Ontology annotation, molecular function: aspartate kinase activity. The record is from RefSeq and is a predicted model, not a curated record. Gene Ontology annotation, cellular component: chloroplast stroma.
AUGGACGGUGCUCGCCCGCUGGUCCCCGAGACGGUGCGCCCCACCGUCAGGCUGGACGCCCCGGUCGCCGACCAGGGCCUCCAGGCACCAGGCCAGCACCUCGAUCAGGUGUCGGUGGUGAUGAAGUUCGGCGGCUCCUCGGUGGCCAACGCGGAGCGGUUGCGUGAGGUGGCCUCCAUCGUGUGCAGCUUCCCGGACCACCUGCCCUGCGUGGUGCUGUCUGCCAUGGGCAAGACCACCAACCUGCUGCUGCAGGCGGGGGAGGUGGCGCUGCACACGCCGGCGGGGGAGGUCGGGGCGCUCGCCCCCCUGGCCGCCAUCCGCGACCUGCACCUGGCCACCGCCGCCGAGCUGGGCGUGGACGCGCAGGCCGUGCGGGGCGUGGAGACGCUGCUGACCCAGCUGGAGCAGCUGCUGGUGGGCAUCUCCAUCAUGCAGGACCUGACCCACCGCGCGCGCGACUCGCUCGUCUCCUUCGGCGAGCGCCUCUCCACGCGCCUCUUCGCCGCCUACCUGCGCGCCCAGGGCGUCCCCGCGCGUCAGCACGACGCCUUUGACAUCGGCGUCAUCACCACCGACGUCUUCACCUCGGCGGAGGUGGACUACGAGGCCUCGCUGCCCGCGCUGCGAGAGGCGCUGCGCCUGCCCGGGUCCGGGGGUCCCCGCCCGCUGCCCAUCGUCACGGGGUUCCUGGGUCGCGGGCGGGGGUCGGGGGCCAUCACCACGCUGGGCCGCGGCGGCUCCGAUCUGACCUGCACCCUGCUGGGCGCGGCGCUGGGCCUGCCGGAGGUCCAGGUCUGGAAGGACGUGGAUGGCGUGCUCACCUCCGACCCGCGCAUCAUCCCCGCCGCGCGCCCCGUGGCCCAGCUCACCUUCGAGGAGGCCACCGAGCUCGCUUUCUUCGGGGCCACCGUGCUGCACCCGCAAGCAAUGCAGCCCGCCCAGGAGGUGGGCGGCAUGGGCGUACGCGUGAAGAACAGCUACAACAGGCUGGCCCCUGGCACGCUGAUCAGCGCGGAACGCGACAUGGCCGACGCGCUGUGUACGGCCAUCGUACUCAAGUCCAACGUGACCAUGGUGGACAUCUCCUCCACCCGCAUGCUGGGCCAGUACGGCUUCCUGGCCCGUGUGUUUGAUGUGUUCGCGCGCCAGAAGCUGUCGGUGGACGUGGUGGCCACCAGCGAGAUCUCGGUGUCCCUCACCCUGGACCCGGCACGAACGCUGUGGGAGCGCGACCUGAUUGAGGACGAGCUGGAGGGCCUGAUGGCGGCCUUUGCCGGCAUCGCCAAGGCCAGCUACCGCCGCGGCAUGUCCAUCAUCUGCCUCAUCUGCAACGUGCAGCGCACCUCCACCAUCCUGGAGCGCGUCUUCAACGUGCUGGGCCGGGAGGCGGUGAACGUGCAGAUGAUGUCGCAGGGCGCCUCCAAGACCAACAUUAGCCUGAUCGUGAGGGAUGGGGAGGCGCCGCGCGCCGUCGCCGCCCUCCACGCCGAGUUCUUCGAGUAG